This is a messenger RNA of Phytophthora sojae, 1022 nucleotides long. RefSeq lists its product as hypothetical. The record is from RefSeq and is a predicted model, not a curated record. The transcript has 3 exons. Bases 1 to 714 code for a protein of 237 amino acids. Lineage: Eukaryota; Oomycota; Peronosporomycetes; Peronosporales; Peronosporaceae.
AUGGAAGGCCAUGAUUGGGAGAAGUUAGAGCGCACCGUGCGCGAGAUUCGCGACAAUACCGUCACCGCACGCUCUCGCGCCACGUACCAGAACUCGUACUGCCAUUUCCUCGCUUGGCUUGUCCGCAACAAGCCGCACCUCGCACCCCAGCCAUUUCUCGAAGCCCUCGGUAAUACGGCUGACGGAAGCCUGCAGCAGCUGCGCACUACGAUCAAGGCCCUCGUCACCCAGGAUCGCCGUAUUGUCCCUCUGGACUUUGCGGCAGACAUCAUAUCAGAGCUGGAGAAGAGGGCUAUCGGAGCAGGGACAGUUACUUACGACGGGCUGAAUGACGCUAUUAGGGCAUGCCUUCGUGAUACCGGUGUUGCUGGCCUUGUUGAGAAGCUAGCAAAUGCGCAGGAGCCGGUCGUCGAGGCUGGUGGUGCAGAGGCCGAGCGCCAGAUGUGCCACUUCUGGGGUGGCAAAUUCCGUCGCGUGCCUGCUGAUUUUGGGAUCCCUGCUGCUCUGGGCAUGGGGAGCAAUGAUAACUCGGUCUUGACCAGCGCGCCCUUGAGCCCCACGAUGUACGUGCGUGUGGUGCUCUUCGGAGGUGAUCGUGAACACGAGCAGCUCUUGUGCCACGCGCAGCUUCUCGGUCACCUUCGCGCGCAGCUUGAGGUCCUCGAUGUGCACAUUCUUGUGGCUGCGCUAGCCGUCCUUGUCCUGUUCUCCUGAGCGAGCCGUGGUCUUGAUGGGCGCGAAGUGGCGCGUGUGUUUGGGCUAUCGAUGAUGGUGGUGCUGGCCUAGUCGUCCUGCAAGUUCAUGAGCGGUUCACGACCUUGCCCAUGGUGCCGCCGACCCUGAUGAGCUCGCCGACUUCCCUGAGAUUAAAGGUCAUUGAGAGCUUACCUGGCAAACGUUGCUGAAGUAACUGCGCGGGCGCGGCGCGGUCGCCACCAGCAGCGUCUUGCACGUCGCCGGGGCCUAGCACAUGUCGGCACUUGCAAUCAGCAGGGGUAGCACCGAAGAGCUCUGUGUCUUGC